This is a messenger RNA of Funneliformis mosseae, 164 nucleotides long. The record is from the annotation of a GenBank genome assembly. Lineage: Eukaryota; Fungi; Glomeromycota; Glomeromycetes; Glomerales; Glomeraceae.
CUUCUUCGUUGGGAAAUAUUGAAGUUGUUAAAAUCUUGAUGAAUGCUAAUGCUAGCGUUGAAAGUUGUAAUAGGGAAAAUGUAACCUCUCUUAUCAUUGCGGCUUAUAAUGGUCAAGCUGAUGCUUCUUAUGAAGGCUACGUUGAACCGCUAAAGUGUUACUAG